Sparassis crispa is the source of this 1341-nucleotide messenger RNA. RefSeq lists its product as hypothetical. The transcript is spliced from 3 exons. The coding region runs from base 1 to 1341 and encodes 446 amino acids. The record is from RefSeq and is a predicted model, not a curated record. NCBI's taxonomy places the organism in Eukaryota, Fungi, Basidiomycota, Agaricomycetes, Polyporales, Sparassidaceae.
AUGGACUCUUCUUCCUCUUCUUCGUUCAACCCUCUUUGUUCAACCUCAGUUUCGGAUGGCCAGCAGUCCACGAAGGAUACUUUCUCGUUUAUGGACAACUGGUCCCCGUAUGACUUGUUUGACUGGACUGUCGACGAGUCAUUAUCCUCCCCCCUGGACCUGCCUGACGACAUCGUCAACGGAUCACUGGAGUACAAUUACGUCCCCCCUUUGCCCGACUUCGGGCAAAGUGUCUUCGCAACUCCUGAGGGUGUCUUUCCACCUGGGCCUGUCGCGGGGCCAUCUUCCCAAUGCGAUGGCUCACCACUCGACACCUUGAACCUGGGAAACAUAUGUCCUCCCUUUUCAGUGGUGGACGCUCCUCUUCACUCGAUGUCAGCGUUUGUACAAAGUCAGAAAGCAUCGCCCUCCGCACCGCGCCGGCCUCGUACUUCACCCCGUGCGAGGGAAGAUCGGUAUAUGCCAUACUCAUCUCCCUCACAGUCGGCAUUUUUGUCCUCUUCAUCGCCCUGCUUCUCUCCCACCUCGUCGGCCCUCUCUACCUUCUGCUCCUUGCCACCCUCCUCCACGUCCUCAUCCGCCUUCUCUUCACACUCUGCUGCUUCCUCGUUGCUCCCUCAGGAUCUCGGGGUCGCAACAUCGCUCAUCCUGCCGGAUAUUCCAUUAUCGCACUUGUCCUUUUCUCCCAGGGCCCAAGCAUUGGUCACUCCACCCUCGUCUUCCUAUUCACGCUCUUUAACCUUCCUCAACGCCCCCUCCUCCUCAACUCAGGACCAUGCGAUUGUGACCUCACCCGUCAUUCCCGUCCUGUCAUUCUCCCCUCUACCUUUCGGGGAAGCCGAUGAAUUUGUGAGCUUCACACCGCGAACGAUGCGGGUCAGCGGGCCAGUGACCCCUCCAUCACCGGGCUCGUGCGAGUGCCACAUCUGCGGCCUGCGCCUUAAGCACAGUGGUGACCUCUCGCGACACCUAACAGCGCACAAAGAGGCGGACAGCAAGCCGCUAUGUGGUGGUCUUCCCCUGGCGGAAGCACUCGCAGCUGGGGUGGACAUCGCCUCUGCAAAAUCGCACGUUUUCGAUGGGGUCGUGUAUUAUGGCGGUUGUCAUCGCAUCUUCAGCAGGCGGGAUGCGCUGUUGAGGCACUCCAGGUUCGUCAGGGAGGCCGUUGAGCAGCGGAAGAAUGCGACAGAGGGCGUGGAUCAGCGGCAGAAGGUGACAAGGAUGCAGAAGAAGCGGAAAAGUAAACAGAAUAGGUCAAAGAGGGGCGUCGAGGAGGAUGUUAAGCUAUGUGUCACUAGUAUCGAUGCGCCGUACAAUGUUGCGCGUCUGGGGAGGCGGUGA